GGGAGGGCCGCCCGUCCCGUGAGGCGCCGCGCUUGCAGGAAGACGCUCUGGCCCGCCCCUCUCGGCUGACGUUGGACAACAAAGAUGGCGGCGGGGAGCAGCAACUACUGGGAAGAUCUCAGGAAGCAAGCGAGGCAGCUGGAGAACGAGCUGGACUUGAAGCUGGUCUCCUUCAGCAAACUCUGCACCAGCUACAGCGGCGCCCGAGACGGAAGGCGCGACAGGUAUAGCUCUGACACAACUCCUCUCUUAAAUGGAUCAAGCCAGGACAGGAUGUUUGAGACCAUGGCUGUGGAGAUUGAACAGCUUCUGGGAAAGCUUACUGGGAUAAAUGACAAAAUGGCAGAAUACACGAACAGUGCAGGAGUCCCGUCCCUGAAUGCUGCACUGAUGCACACGUUACAGCGUCACAGAGACAUAUUGCAGGAUUAUACGCAUGAAUUCCACAAAACCAAAGCGAACUUUUUGGCAAUACGAGAAAGGGAGAAUCUGCUGGGAUCAGUACGAAAGGAUAUUGAAUCUUAUAAAAGUGGAUCUGGCGUGAAUAACAGAAGAACAGAACUCUUCCUGAAGGAACACGAGCACCUUCGAAACUCAGAUCGACUGAUAGAAGAAACAAUAAGCAUUGCCAUGGCAACUAAAGAAAAUAUGACUUCGCAGAGAGGGAUGUUGAAGUCAAUACAAAGCAAGAUUAAUACCUUGGCUAGUAUCCUUUCCUAAAAAUUCGUGCUGCCGCUGCAUAAGAAGAGCAUCGGGAUUUCCACACACAGACUUUGGGGCUCGUUAGCGAAGAUGCCAUUUGCUGAUAUGCCCUUGACUCAGACUCCUUUAAGAUCGGUUUCCCGCAGUGAACAGCCUGAUUCAAAGGAUCAACCUUCGGAAACGACGAGAUUCCCUCAUCUUGGGUGCCGUUAUCGGCAUCUGUACCAUCUUACUGCUUCUAUACGCUUUUCAUUGAUGGAUGUUCCCCCACGGACUCUGCUAAACUCAUCACCGCCAUCCCUCUGCGCCCCAGUCGAGGAAAAGUGAGUGGGGGACACAACAGACUUCACACAGCCGGCUCGGCGUGGCCGGGGUGUCACCAUGACGUCUGGAGCUUGUGACAGUAGACAGCAACACUGGUUUGGGGUUGAAGCUGCAGUGUUUCUCCUUCCCUGCCAUAUACAUCUUCCUUUGGUUAAAUUUUGUGGGAUUUAUUUGUCUUUAAUUCCCUUUCUCACUGCAAGGUAGGUAAAUAGGGGACGCGUACCAGAAUGGGUAGAACCGUUUCUGUGUCUGGUGUCGGCUUGUAAGUGGCAAAAGAUGGUUACGCUUGCCUGGGGUGGAAACUCCGCAGGAAGCCGGUUUCCUCCAUAGGCCACCACAAUACUGAACACAGAAUAUUGCAGCUUUAAGCCAUCAGGUUGCUUUACUACUAAAUACAUGUUCUGCAAUUCUUUUUUAACUCAUGGUUGAGAUACUAGUUAUUUCUGCAUAAUUUGUGCUGUGAAAACUGUGCUUCACACAAAUUCCUCAAAGUAAAAAAAUAAAGGGUUGUUCAGUUUACUUUUUGCACAGAAUAUGAAUAAACUACCCUCUGAGGAACAUUUGUAAGAUUUCUUGUGGCUUUAAAGGGACUGAUAAGUCCCUCCUUGUAAAAAGGGAGCACAAUGUCCCAGCAGCUCUUUACUGUAGUGCUCAGUCAUCUGAAAAGUGACCAAACGUGAGUUCACCAAAAGUAGACUUUUGGGUGUAAAUACUUGGAUUUUGGCUGGCAUCAUAAAAGUCUUUGUAAAGACACGAGAAACAGUUUGAAAAGUCUAUAUUGUAAUUUAGAUAAAGUUAUUCUAAUAGCGUUAAUAUUUUUACACCGCAAGUAGGAUAUAAUCUAAACUAUCAAUUGGAAAUGGAAGUGAUGAUGGUCAUACCUGAGGCAAACGUAUCUGUGUGAAGAAUUUUUGGACAUAACUCCUCAUAGUAAAGAGUUGAAUGUAUGAAUAGUGAAACAAGUAUUAUUUACCAUUAUCUGGGGGAAAAGAAAGAUUUUUUUUGUCCAGAUGUGCAACAUGAAUCCUUUUUAAGAACUUGAUCAACUCUUUUCACAAUCAAUUCGCAGUGCUCCGAACAGAUUUCACGUAUCCCAUUACCCACACAUGUCAGAUACUCUCCAGGUUCUCUUCUGGAACAGAGUCGAGCAGGACAGACACAGUUUUUACUGCUCUUUAUAGUGUCUGUGAAGUACCUGUUGGAGGGAGUAGACACUUGUGCCUGUGUGUGAGCAAAACAACACCGUUGCUCCUAAAAUAUUUCUAUGGAUUUGAAGGCUUAUUUGCAGAUUAAUAACUUUGUGCUAAAAAGUUGACAAAAACGUGUAAUCAGCCACCUCGUCAGUGGGAUUAGAAAGCAUUUGGAAUUAUUACAUAUAAAACUGUGGGGCUUGUAUUUUAAAUAAAGGGUGGCUAUUUGGUUGAUUUGGGAUGUUUCUGGUUGGAAAGGAAGUGUUUAUUACAGGGGUUUCUGAAAAGCCUUGAUGGAUAAAGGAGGUUUAUUAAUGAAUCUGUGUUGGGAGAUCAAACCUGUUCUCCCUGAUGAUGCUUCUCUGAUUCCACCACCACCCUAAGGGACCCUGAUCAACAGUUCUGCUUCUGUUUAGGAUUUGUAGGAUAUGGUUGCUAUAUAGUUGGCAAUAUGAGAUCUGCAGUACCGUAAAUAAAUUCAUUUAUUUAAUCUUAUAACCAGUCUUUUUACUGGACUUAAUUGAUUAUUUGGUGCAUAUAUUUAAUCUUAUUGUGUGAAAAAGCUGCUAUGGAAAAUAUGUAGAUUGUAAUAAAUAUGUAAACAUAACGGAUUUUUUUCAUGUUAUGAAAAUGUUAUGGAGGAACUGAUAUAUUUUAGUAUAAAUUAACGGAAAUGUGCUGAAUUAUCUCUGAUAAAGCUUUACUGGAAAUGGC
This is a messenger RNA of Columba livia (rock pigeon), 2930 nucleotides long. RefSeq names its product golgi SNAP receptor complex member 1 (gene GOSR1). The record is from RefSeq and is a predicted model, not a curated record. Gene Ontology annotation, molecular function: SNAP receptor activity. Bases 85 to 720 code for a protein of 211 amino acids. The transcript is spliced from 9 exons. Gene Ontology annotation, cellular component: cis-Golgi network; Golgi membrane; Golgi medial cisterna. Gene Ontology annotation, biological process: vesicle fusion; endoplasmic reticulum to Golgi vesicle-mediated transport. NCBI's taxonomy places the organism in Eukaryota, Metazoa, Chordata, Aves, Columbiformes, Columbidae.